UGUCAACACAUAAUUUUCCCUCCCUCGGUUACCGUUUAAACAGUUUACAACUUGUUUCAUUUCUUUCCCUCUAAUUUCCCUCAUCUCACUCACACAGUAUAAGUAACCCAUCACCGACCUUUCUCUUGUUCUUCUUCGUCAUCUUAACAAUAUUGGGAACUGAAGAGCCAAUCCAAAUUUGAUGUCAGCAAGAAAGAAGAUCACAUCUCCGCCGCCGGAGCAAGAACUGCCUCCACCGCCUCAACAUCCGCCACCCCGUCCGCGGCAGCCGGCACCACCUGACGAAGUCGCACCACUACCCGACGAUGACAUGUUCGACUUGCUACCCCCUCUGGCUAUCCCGCCGCCGCCGUCUCAACCUAGCCCAGGGCUACCGGUACUGCCGCUGUCCUCACAUUCACUUCCCGUCGACCUUGACUGGUUCGACAAAUACAAAGACGACGAUGGUGAUGACUCCGAUGGCUCACUCCACAACUUUCCGACGAGUCCACAGAGUGUUGAUGGUUUCGGCAUUCUUGAUCGAUACGCAGCUGAAACCAACAACUCCUCCUUCAUAACUUCCCUCAGUCUUGAUGAUUAUUACACUUCUGUACAACUUGCCAGUUUUCACGGCGACGAUCCAAUUCCAAUUCCAUUGUCCCCUUCCGCCAAAUUGGUGGGUGCUGGUGUUCAGAAUCUUGGGUUAACGUGUUUCAUGGGUUCAAUUCUUCAGUGCCUCACCCACACAAUCAACCUGUUCCAGGGUCUCCGUUCUUACACUCAUGAUUGCCAGGAUGAUGCGGGUGAUUUCUGUGUUUUCUGUGCCCUCCGUUCACACAUGGAGUCUUGCUUUACACCUGCCAGAAGUGUGGUUUGGCCUACAUUUCUUGCCGAAAAUUUGAACCAAUUUUCAGCUGGUUUUCGAAGAGACAAGCAGGAGGAUGCACAAGAGUUUAUGAACCGUGCCUUGGAUAAACUGCAAGGUUGCUUUCCAGAAGGACACCCUAAUCUUGUUCAAGAAAUCUUUGGUGGUCGUUGUGUUAGCCGACUUCGAUGCAGUAACUGUGGUCACUGUUCUGAUACAUUUGAAUCGAUUAUUGACCUGAGCUUAGGGAUAGAUGAUAUCAAUACCAUUAAGGAUGCACUGGAUUCAUACUUUAAGGUGGAAAAGAUUGAUGGGAAGUUUACUUGUACUAGCUGCAAGGAAGUUGUAUCCAUGGAGAAGCAGCUUCUGUUGACUAAAACACCUUCAGUUGCGGCAUUGCAUUUGAAGAGAUUUAUGGGAGAUGAGAUGUCUGUUAAAAAGAUCGGAAAUCAUGUUUUUUUCACCCUGGAAUUGGACUUGCAACCUUAUACAUUUGGUGCUGAAAAUGAUAAUGUAGAAUUGAAAUAUGAUCUAUAUGCAGUUGUGGUUCACACUGGAGAUUCACCUAAUUCAGGGCAUUACUUUUGCUUUGUUCGCUCUGCUCCAGACAAGUGGCAUAAGUUCGAUGACUCAAAGGUUACCAGUGUAUCCGGAGAUGAAGUCUUGUCUCAAGAAGCAUACAUCCUGUUUUAUGCACGACAAGGAACACCAUGGUUUUCGAGUAUUAUGGAGGAUGUAAACUCAUCAUAUCAACACUCAGGUUCAGGCAACAAAGGUGAUUGUGGUGGUAAUGAACAAAUGGAAGGUCAACACUCAGAUCAAGACUCAGUUUUAGGCAACAAAGGUGAUAGUGGUAGUGGUGAAGAAACUGCGGUUGAUCCUAUGGAUGCAGAUGGUGAAUGUGUGGGUGACUUGCCUGUUAGGAAAUCCGGAGAAAAAUGCGAUACCACACAUAACCAAGUGCCACCUGAUUAGAAGGGUCAUAUUCAAUAGAAAUUCAUACAAGAGAGGUGGACUUUUGAAGGUUUCCUUCAUAUACGAUUGUUCAUAUCCAUUCUUUGUGUAGUUCUGUUUUGUCAAAACAAUUGUUAAUAUUGAUAGAUACAUUUGUUCAUAUCCAUUAUUUGUUUAGUUCUGUUUUGUACAAAACAAUUGUUAAUAUUGAU
Molecule: messenger RNA, 2010 nt
Organism: Lotus japonicus
Lineage: Eukaryota; Viridiplantae; Streptophyta; Magnoliopsida; Fabales; Fabaceae
Product: ubiquitin carboxyl-terminal hydrolase 20-like
Exons: 7
Coding region: 182-1819 (545 amino acids)
Biological process (GO): protein deubiquitination
Cellular component (GO): nucleus; cytosol
Molecular function (GO): cysteine-type deubiquitinase activity; cysteine-type endopeptidase activity
Source: RefSeq, a predicted model, not a curated record